Prunus armeniaca (apricot) is the source of this 1041-nucleotide messenger RNA. The record is from the annotation of a GenBank genome assembly. NCBI's taxonomy places the organism in Eukaryota, Viridiplantae, Streptophyta, Magnoliopsida, Rosales, Rosaceae.
AUGAGCUUGAGGGCGGCCGAAAAAGAUUCGGCUUCAGAAAUUCAUAUCCCAGCCGAUAUAGAUUGGCAUAUGCUUGACAAGUCCAAGUUUUUCUUUUUGGGUGCUGCUUUGUUUUCUGGUGUUUCAGCUGCUCUUUAUCCGAUUGUGGUCUUAAAAACCCGUCAACAAGUUUCACCCACUCAAAUUUCUUGCCUGAAGAUGUCUUGUGCUAUGAUGCGCCAUGAAGGUCCUAGAGGGUUUUACAGAGGUUUUGGUACCUCUCUCAUGGGAACCAUUCCUGCUAGAGCACUUUACAUGACAGCGCUUGAAGUUACCAAGAGUAAUGUUGGGACUGUAACUGUUAGAUUAGGCUUUUCAGAUACUACAGCGAUGGCUAUAGCUAAUGCUGCUGCAGGGUUGAGCUCAGCCAUGGCUGCCCAAUUAGUUUGGACCCCAAUUGAUGUUGUGAGCCAGAGACUUAUGGUUCAGGGCUGCAGCACCAGCAGCAAAAACAUCCUCCCCAAUGUGAGUUCCUAUAAGUAUAGCAAUGGUCUUGAUGCUUUCAGGAAAAUUGUACAUGCAGAUGGGCUGAGAGGAUUGUAUAGGGGAUUUGGGAUAUCAACACUGACUUAUGCACCGUCGAAUGCGGUUUGGUGGGCUUCGUACUCUGUUGCACAUAGGCUCAUUUGGGGUGGUUUUGGUUGCUAUAUGUGUAAGAAAGAUGAGAGUGGCUCAGCCAAUAGGCCUGAUUGCAGGGCAAUGCUGGCAGUGCAGGGGUUGAGCGCAGCCAUGGCUAGUGGGGUUUCUGCUUUGAUCACCAUGCCACUGGAUACCGUCAAGACCCGGCUGCAAGUUUUGGAUGCGGAAGAAAAUGGGCGAAGAAGACCACUGACCAUAAUGCAGACUGUGAGGAAUUUGGUGAGGGAAGGUGGGCUUGCUGCUUGUUACAGAGGGCUAGGGCCUAGGUGGGCUUCAAUGUCAAUGUCUGCUACAACCAUGGUCACUACUUAUGAGUUUCUCAAGCGGAUGUCGACUAAGAGCCAAGGGAGCUACCCUUCUUGA